AUGUAUAUCUCAUCAUACGUGUUAAUUCUCUCUCUCUUUUCUCAAGGUUUUCUACUCUCAGUUUCAAAAUCUCUGCAAAACGUAGAAGAUGAAGGUAUGUUGCUAACCACAUUAAAGCUAGGAAGAACUUUUCAAAAUGGAGAUAGAAUUGUGAACAGAGGAGCUAUACCUUUGAUGAAGCAUUAUACGACUGAGGACAGCAGUGUUUUGGACAAAGAGGGUGACAGAAACAUGAAGUUUUCGGACACAGGUUCCAGACAUGAUUUAUUGAAUCCUGUUAUGCCAAUCAACUUAGGUAGAAACCAGCUACCUCAUCUUUCACUGAAGGGAGCCAUGGUUUUUCCAGCUGAUGCUGAAAUUCAAAAUAUUGAAACAAUACAGGAAAGAGAAACUGCAGAUGAAGAAAAUUCUGCUAAAUUCCCUAUAGGAAGAAGGGAUUUUGACAUGCUCAGGUGUAUGCUGGGAAGAGUCUAUCGACCUUGUUGGCAAGUCUGA
Messenger RNA from Eurypyga helias (sunbittern), 495 nucleotides. It is a transcript of the gene PMCH, whose product is annotated as pro-melanin-concentrating hormone. The transcript is spliced from 3 exons. Gene Ontology annotation, biological process: behavior; chemical synaptic transmission. Gene Ontology annotation, molecular function: melanin-concentrating hormone activity; type 1 melanin-concentrating hormone receptor binding. Lineage: Eukaryota; Metazoa; Chordata; Aves; Eurypygiformes; Eurypygidae. The record is from RefSeq and is a predicted model, not a curated record. Bases 1 to 495 code for a protein of 164 amino acids.